Cylicocyclus nassatus is the source of this 616-nucleotide messenger RNA. The record is from the annotation of a GenBank genome assembly. Lineage: Eukaryota; Metazoa; Nematoda; Chromadorea; Rhabditida; Strongylidae.
UUUCAGCAAUAUUCACAACAUACGGAGGUCUCUGCAAAAUCACUGCCAAUCAUAUUCUUAAACCAUCAUGCUAACUCUACUGUUGCUACUCUCGUCAUCUUUCACACUCACUGAUGCUUUCCUAUGGAAUUUGUUAGGCUUGGGCGGUCUUUUUGGUGGAGGUGGUGGCCUGCCAGGUUUGGGAGGAGGAGGUAUCGGAGGUGGAGGAUGUUGUUGCUGUUGUUGUUGUCCAAGUGGUGGAGCCCCAGCUCCACCACCACCACCGCCUCCUCCUCCUCCAAUGCCAGCCUGUCCCCCUUGUCCACCUUGUGGCGGAGCAGCACCAGUAGCAGCACCAGUGGCUGCUCCAGCAGCGGCUCCUUCAUAUGCAGCAGCCCCUUCAUAUGGAGCACCGGCCCCAGCAGCUGGAGGAGGCUAUGCAGUACCACCACCGGCAAUGUCAUCAUAUGACGCUUCAGCAGGAGCAAUGGCUUCAGGAGGCAUGGGCGCAGGAGCAAUGGCCCCAGGAGCUAUGGAAGCACCAGCGGCAGGAGCAGCUCCAGCCGGCGGAGACUUGGGAGGAGCUGUCAGUAAUAUCGUUGGAAGCGUAGCGUCAGCUGCAGGUAUCGGGAAGUAG